Perkinsus marinus ATCC 50983 is the source of this 154-nucleotide messenger RNA. RefSeq lists its product as hypothetical. NCBI's taxonomy places the organism in Eukaryota, Perkinsozoa, Perkinsida, Perkinsidae. The record is from RefSeq and is a predicted model, not a curated record. The annotation marks the transcript as partial. The transcript has a single exon.
GUGAGUAUCACCAGCGGCGUUGCCGAGAGGCAAGAUACACGUGGGGAGCCCAAGUCGGACAAAUUCCCUUUCUUUGUUCCUGUUCAAGUGGUAAAGCCUUCUAAGGACCACAAUAACCUGCAAGUAGGAGGCGACCUCCUGCCACACUCACGAG